This is a messenger RNA of Paramuricea clavata, 875 nucleotides long. NCBI's taxonomy places the organism in Eukaryota, Metazoa, Cnidaria, Anthozoa, Malacalcyonacea, Plexauridae. The record is from the annotation of a GenBank genome assembly.
AUGGCUCUUGAAACAAUGCAUAAAGACUCCUGUAUGUGUUCUCGAUUUAUUUUCUGUCCCACCCACUCAAGUGGUAAUGGAAAAAAGGAUUUUGGGAAGAUGUCGAUCCUAUUACGAGAAUAUGUUCUUCAGAUACGGUAGAAUUUUCAUGUGCUGCCAAUUCUGGAGUUUAUACUGACUUAGCAAGCAGUUACCUAUACGUUAAAGCAAAGAUCACUACCGCAGCCGGAGGUAAUGUGGGUGCAGACAUUCAAGUUGGACCUUCAAACCUUUGGAUGAAUGCAUUAUUCUCACAAGUUGAAGUAUUUUUGAACAACAAACUGGUCACCCCAUCAAGCACAGCAUACCCUUACCGAGCGUAUAUCGAAACGAUCCUGAACUUUAGUAAAGACGCCAAAGAUUCACAUUUGACCUCAGCACUGUUCUAUAAAGAUAAAGCUGGAAAGAUGGAUACAGUAAACCCUCUCGCACAAGAUGCCAACGUCAACACGGGAUUAAAACAACGCCAUGCAUAUACACGUGAAAGCAAAUCUGUCGCCAUGGAAGGAAGACUUCAUUCUGAUCUAUUCGCGCAAGACCGUUAUAUUCUUGGUGCUGUUCCAAUCAAGAUCAAGCUGGUGAGAACUAGAGAUCCGUUUUGUUUGGUAUCAUCCGCAGAAAAUCCCAAUUUCAAAGUGGUCAUCGAGGAAUGUUUGUUUCGUGUACGACGAGUUAACGUAGCCCCUAGUAUUAUACUGGCUCAUUCCCAGUCCCUUCAACAAAUCACUGCCAAAUACCCAAUCAACAGGAUCGAAUGCAAGGUUGUCUCCGUACCUCGGGGGAAUAUGUCUGGAAACCAACCUAAUAUAUUUCAAGGUGGUUUACCAAAUCGUAUC